AUGUACGCCGUUGAGCAGGAUAGGGCCCAUCCGGGGCCGCCGCCACCACCACCACUUUCAAUGGAUCGCAUCUCUGCACCAUCCGCCGCAUAUCCCACUCCAGGCACUGGUCCGUUACGUCCCUCCGAUCAUCUUGCGCCCGUGACCACCCUACAUGAAGGUCGGCUGUGGUCAUUGCAAGUCGUCCAACAGCCUAUCCGAGCGCGCAUGUGUGGCUUCGGUGAUAAAGAUCGACGACCAAUUACACCGCCGCCUUGUAUUCGACUCAUUGUGAGAGAUGCGCAAACGGACAAAGAGAUUGAUAUCAAUGAGAUUGAUACUUCAUUUUAUGUCCUCACGGUUGAUUUAUGGAACGCCGAUGGCACCAAUGAAGUAAACCUUGUGAAGCAUUCCGCUACCUCGCCUUCAAUCUCAACCGCCAUGUCAUCAUCGUACCCGCCUCCGCCACAGACCAUGUCUCCUACGUACCCGCCCUACGGUCAGCCUUACGGUCAGCAAGUCGGAUAUCCGCCAGUGAACAACUACUACGGAGCCCCGCAAAUGCAGCAGUACCAGAAUGCCUACAACCCGCAAGUAGGCUACCAGUACGGUUAUCCACCUCAGACUCAGAUGCAACCCAACAUGUCUCCCGCGCCACCACAGGUCACCGGUGGCCCCGGAGGAAUGUUCACUAGGAAUCUUAUUGGAAGCCUCAGCGCCAGUGCUUUCCGCUUGACGGAUCCUGACAACAAGAUUGGUGUAUGGUUUAUUUUGCAAGAUUUGAGUGUCCGGACAGAAGGUUCUUUCCGACUUAAAAUGAGUUUUGUUAAUGUUGGAACACAAUCAUCCGAAACUGGCAAUGGUGCCCCCGUGAUUAACCACGGAAUCGCACCAGUCUUAGCGUCAGUCUUCAGUGACCCAUUCCAGGUUUUCUCGGCAAAGAAGUUCCCCGGCGUGAUUGAAAGCACCCAACUUAGCAAAUGCUUCGCGCUACAGGGCAUCAAAAUUCCCAUCCGAAAGGAUGGAGUGAAAGGUCCCCGCGGCCGUGGCGGUGGCGACGAUGACGACGAUGAAGGAGACUAUUAG
Messenger RNA from Penicillium verhagenii, 1065 nucleotides. Its product is annotated as velvet factor family protein. NCBI's taxonomy places the organism in Eukaryota, Fungi, Ascomycota, Eurotiomycetes, Eurotiales, Aspergillaceae. The record is from RefSeq and is a predicted model, not a curated record. The transcript has 4 exons. Bases 1 to 1065 code for a protein of 354 amino acids.